AUGCCUUUUACUGGUUCUGCUGAGCUUCGAUGCAAAGGCAACUUGGCUUUCCACGCCAGGCACGCUCGGAAUCCUUCUGCCGUGCUGGCGGCGCGCAUGAAGGAUGGUGCGGCAUGCGUCACUGGCUCCCAUCCGGGCAUCGAGGCGCUCAUUGCCACCUACAACUUGGAUGGCCUUGCUGCGUCGACCUUGAGGUCCUUGCCCAAGCACAAGCAGGACGAGGCAGCGCGGAUGGACCUCUCAAAGGCCAACCAGCCCUCGGCCUUCCUGAUGGCACAGCUGAAGCAGGCGAAGUUUGAGGAGAUUCCGGUCUUCAGCUCUGUGCCUCUGGAGCCAUUGGACUCGAUGCUCUAA
This is a messenger RNA of Effrenium voratum, 354 nucleotides long. NCBI's taxonomy places the organism in Eukaryota, Dinophyceae, Suessiales, Symbiodiniaceae. The record is from the annotation of a GenBank genome assembly.